AUGAUGUCAGCUGUAUCACAAGGAAAGCGUGAAGAUCUUGCGAAAUUGAAGAACUUUGCGAAAUUAACCAUUACAGAAUCAGGAGAAGAAAUAGAACGAGAACGAGACGAAGAAAUUGAAGGGACAAUUCAUGGAAAUGAGGAAAUUAAAGCAUUAGAGGAAUUCAGAGAAAGAAUGUAUGAAGAAAGAAGAAUAGAAGCAGAAGAACGAGCAAAUUUGACAAGGCAAAAUCAUGAGUUGAGGAUGGAGAAUAUAAGAUUACUGAAUUUAAGGCCAGGAAAUGCUACAAAAUCAAAUUCAGGAUCAAUUAGGGGAGAAACAAGGCGAAAUGCACCUAUAAGUAAUGUUAAUACGAACGAGCAACAUCAAAUGGAUGUAGAGGCAAUUGAGAGAUAUUGUGUUGAGCAAGCAUAUCUAGAUGACGAACGACAAAAGCUUAAAACAGAAGAAGAGGAUCAAGAACUUCAAGAAAUAAUACGUCAGAAUAAUCAUGAUAAUCGAAAAGAAAGACGCAAACAGCAUCGCAACAGCAUUAACAAUGAAGAAUUUGAUAGAAUGCAGAGUAGAAUCGGCAGACAGCGAAGAGAAAUAACGAGAAAUGAACAAAACCGUAGGGAAGAAGAUGAAGCACGUAACCAUACUAGAGAUCAAGAAAUAAAUGAAAGAGAAAAUCGCAGGAGAAGGAAAAACGAAGAUGAUAGAGAGGAAGCUCAUAAUCUCGCAGAACAUGAUAAACAUGAGCGUAGAAGAAGAGAAAUGAGGAAUACUAUUACAAUGACUAAGCUGCGAGAAUUCCAAGAAGAGUACAUUGUUAUUGAAGAAAAACAAAAUAGGGAGGACUCAUACUCAGUCGCAAAUAACAAUUCAAAAAUGACAAAUGCAAGUUUAAUUCCAAGAUUGAUAAACACUAUGGCGAGCACUUCGCAAAUCAAGCAAGAGAAGAUGAUGAGUAGUGAUCAGCAGAAAUUGGUUGCCACGGGGAGUCGGGAUCAAGAAGAGUUCGAAAGAGAAAGAAAUUUCUACAAUCGUGGCGCAAAUAAUAAAAUUCAGAGACUGGAUCAACCGCAAGAGAACUAUGGAGGUCAAAGGAAAAGCUAUAAUAGAGGAUAG
This is a messenger RNA of Papaver somniferum (opium poppy), 1110 nucleotides long. RefSeq names its product trichohyalin-like. The transcript has 3 exons. The record is from RefSeq and is a predicted model, not a curated record. The coding region runs from base 1 to 1110 and encodes 369 amino acids. Lineage: Eukaryota; Viridiplantae; Streptophyta; Magnoliopsida; Ranunculales; Papaveraceae.